AUGCUGCAUUUUAUUCCGGCAAAGGCAUCUUUGCGGUGUGGGGGUGAUGGAAAGUCAUGUUUAAGCAUCCCACCAGCGUGGCUUCAAGGGUCUUCUAAGUCAUCUACAUUUUCUUCUACAUGCUCACCCCGUUUCUAUUCUCCAGGGGCAUGCACGAUGGGGAGUGCUUCCAUGCAAGUGGAGCAAGGGUGUGAAAUUCCUCCUGGCUUCUAUUUUGAGCGACUUGUAGGAAUGGAGUUUAUUGGCUCCUCGUAUACAUUAGGGUCGCUUCAAGAGGCAGUGUUGGCGUUCAUUCGGUCGGAGCAAAUGGGUGCGUUGGAUGCGGCAGCGUUAGAAGCGGCAUCGGCAUCAUCGCCAUCAUCUUCAGCCGGUGAAUUAGAUGGGGGCGAGGGUGGGGAGACGUUAUCGGUGGUAUAUUUCAUGGUACUCCUUGUUGCCUCUUGUAAUGGGAAGGACACAUCCAUUGAGGCGGUACGGUGUGCCUUCUACGGCCCGGAUGAUGCUCAGGAUGAGACGCACAGCAGCAGGUUGCCUGGUGAAGAUGCAAACGAAACGGAGUCCCCGCCCUUUUUAAAGUUAGAGGCGGAGUACACGGACCGGGAUCCGGAUCUCUUACUGCAGUAUCUGUGGGAUCAACUGCACAGCGAGACACAGUCAAUGUGGUGUGGGGCGGGGUGCACUGUUCCAUCUCCCACUGCGGCAUCGACAUCGUCCUCAUUUCAAAUUAUUGACCGGACGCUGUUGCUGCUCCGUGCAGGUGUGCUGGAUAUUGUGCAGGCAAGUCUGACAAUGUCACCAUCAUGCAUGCCAACUUUAACAGGAACCACAGUUGCAACAAUGCAGAAGAAAAGGAGAAGGAGGAGGGGAGGAAUGACAGAAAAGGAAAAGGGAGUCCGUGAGUCAAUGAAGCAGCCUGCAUUUUCGGCCUUGAAGACGGUGUUGGAUGGAAACAGUCAUAAUAAUACGGUUGGAGAGUUGGGAUUUUCUCGGUUGUGUGCGGAGGUACCGAAGGCGUUUCAUCAUGGGCUGAUGUUGUCCUUCACAGAGCGGUUGGAUGCACGAUUGGCGUCGGUAGCGAUGCCAGAUGGGGGGCGACAACACGAACGACGCUCCUUUGCGAGCCUUCGACGAUUUCUGCAGCGUCAACAAAAGCAAAUGGAUACCGCCGCUGCCUCGGCUUCUGCUUCUGUUACUUCUGCCUUUCCUUCUAAUAGAAGGACGUUUCCUAUGAAUAAUACCUCUCCUCCUUUUUCUGUCACAGAGGAGGCGUUGAGUUUGGCCCCAUACCGUUACUUUGUAUGGUUGCAUGUUGUUGGAACGGAUAUUUUUUACGAGGCAACCGUGACGGAGAAAAUAAGUGUCCCACUCCCCGCACGUCAAAAGUGUGCCCCGACAGCAGCCGCACCGGUGGCGGCGUCGGUUUUCAAACGAACUAAAUCCGCGACAUCUCACAGUAGUUGUAGUGGCACAAGGGAGUCUGCUGCAAUGUGUCCAGAGGAAGCGAGUGUCGGGGGGGUGGAGGAAGAAGAGAGAAUUGAGGAAGAAGAUGGUCCUCUUGGGCGACCGCCUUCAUCCCUCCCCGCACUGCUACCAGUUUCCGUGGGUCACGAUGAUACGCCUCUCUGCGAUGAGGCGAAAAUUGCCGUCAUGUCGCUUCCAGCGAAUGCCUUUUGUCAGAUGGGAUAUUUUUUAAAACGCAAAAAAACCGAUCUUGUGAAGGAAAAGAAAGGAAGAAAGUUAAUCACCACGUUUCACUGGAUCUCCGCCUGUGACUACGCCAAGCAAGGCCUACAGGUGAAGGAGGUAUCGUAUGUACAGGAGGGAGACACGAAGAAUAAUCCAGGGGCGUUUUUUUUCGCAGAGCUUAAAGGAGGGAAACGCCACCAGAAACAUGCACGUCGACAGGAGGAGCGGUCAGUGGGGUCAUCCGCCUCCGCCGGUGCGGGCCGGUUUGGAACGUUGGAGGUGCGCUCGGCCGCGCAAUGGAGCUUGGCGCAUUACCCGCAGUGGCACCACUGGGAUCCCGUGACUCAGAGGCUCUCUUUUUGGGCGGCCUUUCAAACGUACGAUAAGCUGCGUAUCGUUGUCUUCAACGGACAUCCCGAUCGGCGUUGCUGUGAGUUUGAGCGAAAUCUUCCGCGGCGGCGUCAGACGGUGUCUUUUUCUUCCACUACCGCCACUCCAAGUUACCACACACGGCAUGAUGAUACCGCGGAUGCGGCAAUAACGAUGCAAGUUGCCGUGGAGCGUGGCUUUGGUGUCUCUGGCAGUUCAUGUGAUGUGCAUCGCAGUGCGGCUCUCGGCGGUGGGGCUACGUUGUUGGAGCCGUGGGGCACGGCGUGCUGUUCCACUCUUUCGCGUAUUCACAUGAAUCUUCUGCCCGUGCAGUAUGAGGAUGGAAUUCGGGAUUCCGUUUUGUGUGAGCAGCUCUUCCUCUCACGCGUCUCCUACCCCGUCUCCUCCUGCACCUUGCCAUUGGCUGUGGUCGAUAUGUCGACGGAGACGUCGAAGUGGGGUCUGGAUACCUCCCCACGCGUGUCAACGAGCGCUACCAACGGCAUUGACGACAGGAACGACCGGAGUGUGAGGGAACAUAACCCGUUGAAAUUACGACCAGACGGUGACGUGCAUGUUGGAAUGUCGAGAUAUGACACCAGGCUAUCUAGUGGAGAAGAAGUACCACCGCCGACGCGACCACGCACGGCGGUGACCCCCGCAUCAACCAUUGAAAUUGGUCCACCUGUAAUACUUUGCAUGAUUACGGCACUUCGUAAUCAAGUGGAUGCGGUGAAGGUCACCAUUCCACUCACAUAUGAAGAGCGUUGCCGUGUCACGUAUGACACGCGUGUGACAUUUCUAUUUAUGAAGGGUAUGAUUGUGAUUUAUUUGCCUGGUGUCUUUGUUCAUUAUGUUGAUUUGCAUCAUAAGGAUACACCACCGCGUUAUUUAUUUGGAGUACAAUUGAAUCAUCCGGCUUCAUUAAGGAGAGAGGCACUUUUUACCAUGAUAAACACCAAUGUUACGGCCACAUCUGCUCCCACACCACUGGUGACGUAUCUGCCGGUUCCAUUUGGCCAUUGGUUGUAUGUACCCGGCACGGCGAUGCUUUUUGAGGUUUCACUUCACCCGUCCGCCGUGUGGGAAUUUAUACGACGUUUGUUAAUACGUCGUCGAUUGUGUCGUGAACGGGCGAGUGAGUUGUUUACGACUGGCGUUUUUUCCCCAUCACAAGGAAGAGAAGGAGAAGAAGAAGGGAAAAAUGAUGGGAAUUGCUACAUCAACGAUGGGAGCAUCGUUCAGUACUUUGGGUGGUCAUGCCAGACGUCGGAUUCACCCAGUUUAGGCGAUCGAAUACAAACACAGAGGGCCUCACCUGCGCCAUAUGUACUGCCCACCGCACAGGACGACACUCUCAUGGAUCCCGCCAUCUUUGCCACUUUUCUUCAACCGGCCCCAUUGUAUUCUGCCUUGCAUGUCGCUCUUACGCAUCUCAAGCCAUCACGCGAGGGUGACGACGAUCACUUUAUUCCAUCUUCUCCACUGUCAUCAACUUCACCAAGUUGCCGUCAUGAAACCGCGUCGAGGUCAAACCCCCGCUCCCAAUUGCCUGCGUCAUCGCAUCUGGGGUGGGAGGAGGUAUGGGCGGCGCGGGAUGCGCAGCUUGAAAAGAUUUUUUCCACUUAUCUUUCCAUGGAUAUAUGGCGGGAAAUAUCCGUGGAAUUAAUUUCAACGUUAGUCAUUAGUGAGGCAUAUGAACGUACACGUGCUGCAUGCCGUUGGCCUCUAGUACAAGUGUGGAAGAAGGAAAUGACGGAAGACGGCACAUCUAGGCGAGACGCAUCUACUUUCAAUACAGCUUCUGUGGGUGUAUGUAAUCCAUGCUAUGUCUAUUUGCCAAUAUGGGACCCCGCGGGUCUUGAGGCGGAAGAGGUGCAUUAUCGUCGUGAGGUGGUUUCUUUUUAUAAUGCCUGGCGCCAGCUACAACAGCAGCGGCAAAAACAUCAUCAACAACGAGAGCAACAGCAGCAGUAUGAGGAAGAAGAAGCGGAAAUGAUGCCUGCGACAUCUGUUGGUGGUGUAUCAUGCCAUUGUGGGUUAGGUUCUGAGUACACAGGUUGUGUGAGGGAGAAGAGUGUACCGUUGGGAGUGAACAUCGCCCCAUCCUCACCUCUUUCCACUCCAACUCUCACAAGAGAAACGACACCAGGCAUUCAUUCAGCAUCGGUAUCGGAAUCACCCUCGCAUUGGCCUAAGAGAAAUCCACCUUGCGCGUUUUGCGAUCCAUUUAAAAGCAACACCUUAUUUCCAUUUGUUGCAUCACCGCGCUUUAUGAUGCGGUCUAUGGAGCGACGUACCAGGCAAAAUCGACGUCAAAUAGAAGGGGGGAAAAAGGCAGCCAUUCUCUCUUCACUUCUGGUGCAUUCAAUGAGUUUUCGUGGAGCAGUCGUCGCAAAACAGCAGUGCCACAACACUCUUCCUGAAUGGUGGGUAGUCCACGGUAUCUGUACGCAUCCUACGCCCUCACGUUUACUGCGCAAGGCCCCGCAUUUGCAACUGCUGUUUACAUCUUACUACACGUUGGACGAUGACACCCAUUCAAAGGGCACGUCUCUGCUUCAUUGGAUAAAAGAUACUUUUAGGAACAAUCAGGGCAACAAUUCCCCCAGCGUGACAGCCAACGCAAUGCGUUCCGCUCCCUCAUGUGCUUUGGUUUCACUGGCCCCGGUGGGACGUAUAUCGUUGCCUGCAUUUUCUCCAGUCACCCUUGUGGGUAAUGAAACGAUUGCCUGCAGUUCAAACGAAAACGUCAGCGUAUGCAACAACAACAACAACAACGGCAGCAGCAGCAACAGCAACAACAACAACAACAACAACAACAACAACAACAGCUUUGUACGAGACAUUCAUAUUGCCACAAACCCUACUAGCCAUUUAUCAUCAACAAAUCCUCGUGUGUCUGCCGGUUCAAGCCUCCGAAAAGGCAUAUGGAGGAGCGACAAUUACUCCGUUAAGUUUUCGUAUGCGACACCUCCACAUGCACAGAAAACGGAAUCCAGUGGCGGCGGGACACCUCAAACAGGCAGUGCAGCGCCGUACGCGGCAUCACAAUCACCGCCAUUCGUUGGUUUACCGUCAUUUGAGCGGGUGAAACGAGUACCUUUUGAUGGAUUGUCCUGUGGGAUGCCGUUUUUAGAAGCCGUGCUGGAGCAGCUUCGUGUUUUAUUGAAGGCAUGCCCCAAUGGACACGCAUCGCGGUUAUCUUCCGCUGGGAUGCAGCGAUCAAUGGAGCAGGAAUCGCAGCGGCAGCAUCACGUUGGGGGAUCACGACCUCGUAGCUUAGAGACAGUGGGAGAGUCACGCUUUUUGAUGCCCGCCUUUGAGUCUUUGUUUGCAUCGUUGUUGACGGCCUGUGCGACGUCGGCCCCAGGUACAGCGCCAUACCUGGAACUUUUGGCAUUAUUUUACGAUGCAGCUGUCGCAUCGGUCGUAAAUGCCCUAGUGCGUAUUACAAAUGCUCCUCUUUCUACUUCGUUGGCUAAUUCUCCUGCGGAGGCUUCCUUGACGUUGAAUCCGGCUCUUGGCUGCGUUGAAGGGGCUUCGAAGGCGGUGAGAGAUUCGUCCGAAGUGUUGUUGACACGCUGGGUUUUUGGGCAGAGACUUGCAUUGGCGCUAGAGCGUCUUGGGAUGCCGCCUUCGUCCGAUCUUGUGGAAUACAUCGCACGUGAGGGGUUACAUCAUUUUCCCACGCGUACAUUUAUUGCUGGGCAAAGCUGCGGUGCAUUUGAUGGGGUGGGCUUGGCAUCGUUGUUGCGCCAGCAGCCAUCCCUGGGGUCUUUGCUGCAUGAGCAGGUGGUCUCGUUUGCGCCGCGGUUGAGUCAUGAUUUGGGCCUCUUUUCACUGCACGCCUCACGCUUCAUGCGCGAAUCUGCGACACCCACGGAGGAAACGGUCUUGUCGGAGACUAUUCUAAAGGCGCUGUGUUGCGGCGUCACCACGGACCGCACUGCGGCAAGGCCCUCGCACAGUUCGACCGGCUACAGUGAUAGUGUCUCUCCCAUCCUUGCGUUACAGCCCUCAUAUGCGCCCCAUUUUCAACGGCGUAUGUUGUUUUCUCACCUUGUCAUGAACACAUCCAUGACGCCCCAACAAGUGGCUCUUGAGGGGAACGUUGCUAUGGGGACUUUCUCUCAAUCCUCAAUGUUGUGUGAGCAGAAGCGGCAAGUUAUGGCCGCCUUGGACCCUGGACCUUACAUACAGCAAGGGGAUGAACGGAGCAUCCCUCUUGAAACGGAAUUUGUAUCUUCUUUUUUACCAUUUCAAUGGUGGUGGAAACAAAAACGAAGGCACAUGAAUUUUCCGAUUGCUAUGAAUAUUGGUGACAAAAGGAAUACCUGUACUAAUUCCAAAAUUAGUAAUAGUAAACCUUUCCUCACUAAUGCCGCAACAACAGCAUCAACAAUACCCGUAUUUUCUUGCACACCAUUCUCAACUUCUACAGUUACGAAUACUUCUGCGGGUAGUUAUGCUUAUAAGGGGCCCGACAGUAUGAAAGCCACUGAAUUUUCCAGAAUGGCGAAAGCAGAAGGAUGUGUGAAUGAAGUGAGGCAUGAGAUUGCACCUUUUGUGGCCACGCCAUUGUCAUUUUCAACGGAUAUAAACUUUCCGAAACUGUUACGGUCCCCUACCCAGACAUCUUUUGCAGGGCCGACAAACGACGGCAGACAAGAACCAGACAUGCUGAAAGGUGCUUUAUCUUUACUGACAUUGACUGAGGCGGAUUCGGAGCGGCGUGACACGGGCGACAGUGGGCUUUUCCGCACACAAGAGGAAAUGGAAGAAAAUAAAGCGGCAAUAGCCGUCAUGGCAAUCCUUCCAAAAAUGCUUGCCGCAACACCGCUUGGGCGCAUGGUUGCGAUGGGAAGAGCAAAGGCAGCCAUGGCUGUCGUGCUUGACCCGUUCUUUAAGGAAGAUUGA
Messenger RNA from Trypanosoma cruzi, 6975 nucleotides. RefSeq lists its product as uncharacterized. Bases 1 to 6975 code for a protein of 2324 amino acids. The transcript has a single exon. NCBI's taxonomy places the organism in Eukaryota, Euglenozoa, Kinetoplastea, Trypanosomatida, Trypanosomatidae. The record is from RefSeq and is a predicted model, not a curated record.